Ustilago hordei is the source of this 417-nucleotide messenger RNA. RefSeq lists its product as uncharacterized. The transcript has a single exon. Bases 1 to 417 code for a protein of 138 amino acids. The record is from RefSeq and is a predicted model, not a curated record. Lineage: Eukaryota; Fungi; Basidiomycota; Ustilaginomycetes; Ustilaginales; Ustilaginaceae.
AUGACACCAGUCGCGACCUCUCUGAGCUUCAACUUGGUCUUUUCCACUCCACCUAACUUCCAAACUCCCACUGCAGCCAUAACGCCAGCUAGGAUGAGAAGAAGGAGGAAGAACGAGCUACCGUUAUUACCUUCUUCUGCUUUGUUCGAACCACCGGAAGAAGAGGAGGAUGAGGAGAGGAGAGGAGUUGGUGUUGCAACAGCUGGUGCUGCUGGAGCGAGAGCUUUGGCUGCGGCUGGAGAAGCAGCCUAUGACGAGCAAGGGGUGGCAGACACAGACGAAGAAGAGAGGGGGAGAGAAAAAGAUGUUCUAUUUCAAUAUUGCUGUUCUCUUUUUGACAAAGCAAAGAGAUUCCCAUUCCCCUUCGCAAACGAGCGCAAGUGGCGCCACCCUACAUCAUCCCACCAGCAAGUCUAG